AUGAUCUUGGAGAGUCUGAGAUCAUCAAGCUUGAUCUCCUUGAAGCUAUGACUAUUGCUUAUGAUGCUUGGGCAAAUGUCAGCAGUGAAAUAAUAGCAAACUGCUGGAAACACACUGGUAUAAUGUCUGACAAUGCACUUGAAUCACAGCCCACCACACCACCCAAUGAUUUCCAAAAUGCCUCACUUCUCAAGUCUGCAUGGAACCUUGUUCAUGACUUUGUCUCAACAGACAAAUACACACUUCCAGGGAUCGAACAGACAUUGCAGAAUCUGCUUGGAAAUCAAUAUGCUGAUGCUGACUGGCAUUCUGCUCUUAUGGCUGUUAUGAAUGCAGAGAAUGAUGUUGGUAAAGUACUUCCACUCAAAUUGCCCCUAUUCAACAGCUCCAGACAGCAGAGAUCAUGUUGAAGGACCACCUUGUCAAAUUGAAAUAACAAAAUCACAUGUUUGGUCCCAUUCUAACCAUUAAAGAGAUGGUUAGCCCUAUUGCAGAAAAGUAUACUGAAGAUCUUGAGACAAUGCCAACAGAUGAGGAGAUUGUUGCUGCUGUCAAGCAUGAUAUUGCAGUAGAAAAUGAGGAAAUAA
Guyanagaster necrorhizus is the source of this 587-nucleotide messenger RNA. RefSeq lists its product as uncharacterized. Lineage: Eukaryota; Fungi; Basidiomycota; Agaricomycetes; Agaricales; Physalacriaceae. The coding region runs from base 123 to 410 and encodes 95 amino acids. The record is from RefSeq and is a predicted model, not a curated record. The transcript has 3 exons.